AUGGAGGGAGCAAAUCGCGCUCCGGGAGUGGGUGCGGGCUCAGAGAAUGAUGAAAAGACGAAAUCCAAUGGGGUCAAGUUUAAAAGAGAGGACAACAGCGAUUCGGGUACGCCAAACGGCCUCAAGAAAACCGACUCCCGAGCCACCAGCAUGUCUCCAGAUGACAUAAAAUCGGCCUCCGACAGCACACCGACUCUCGAAAACGGCACGGCGCCGAAAGCAUCGCGCAAAGCAUCACAGAAGAUGACACGGAACCCACCGCCGAUGUUCGACCAUCUCCCCAACGCCACGGAAACCGCGUGCAGCACGUUUCAAGUCAUCAACGACUGUCUCUAUGGCUCGAGGAAUAUGGGCUCGUCGGAUCAUGACGCGCUGGAUUGCGACUGUGCUGAGGAGUGGCAUGACGGCCAAAAUCAUGCCUGUGGCGAAGACUCAGACUGCAUCAAUCGAGCCACCAAGAUCGAGUGUGUCCACGGCGACUGCAAUUGUGGGGAGGGCUGCCAGAACCAACGGUUUCAGCAAAAGCAAUGGGCCAAUGUCUCGGUCAUCAAGACCGAGAAGAAGGGGUUCGGCCUGCGCGCGGAUGCUGACUUGCAGGCCAACGACUUCAUCUUCGAGUAUGUGGGCGAGGUCAUUAACGAGCCGACCUUUCGCAACCGGAUGGUGAAGUACGACAAGGAGGGCAUCAAGCACUUUUACUUCAUGUCGCUGACCAAGAGCGAGUUCGUGGAUGCCACUAAGAAGGGCAACCUCGGGCGGUUCUGCAACCACUCGUGCAAUCCGAAUUGCUACGUGGACAAAUGGGUGGUGGGCGAGAAGCUGCGCAUGGGUAUUUUUGCCGCCCGCUCGAUCCGGGCUGGCGAGGAGUUGGUGUUUAACUACAAUGUCGACCGAUACGGCGCUGACCCACAGCCGUGCUACUGCGGGGAGUCCAAUUGCGUCGGCUUCAUUGGCGGCAAGACCCAAACAGAGCGUGCGACGAAAUUGCCGCUCGCCACGAUUGAGGCGCUCGGCAUUGACGACGGCGACAGCUGGGACACUGCAGUUGCCAAGAAGCCCCGCAAGAAGAAGGCCACCGAGGAUGAUGAGGAAUACGUCAACAGCGUGCAGCCCCGCGCUCUGGACGAGGAUGGAGUCACCAAGGUCAUGGCGACACUCAUGCAGUGCAAAGAGAAGUGGAUUGCCGUCAAGCUGCUUUCUCGUGUCCAGGCCACCGAGGACGAGCACCUGCGCCAUCGUGUCGUGAGGAUGCACGGCUACCAGAUCCUCAGGACCACACUCAAUACGUUCAGGGAGGACACCAAUGUCGUGCUGCAGAUCCUCGACAUUUUGUACCAGCUUCCCCGGAUUACGAAAAACAAGAUUUCGGACUCCAAAAUCGAGGGUGCCGUGCAGCCGCUAGCCUCGGCAGAACACGAGGAGGUUGCCGUUGCUGCAAAGCGAUUGCUGGAUGAGUGGAGCAAGCUCGAGACCGCCUACCGGAUCCCGCGCAAGAAACACGACCCGUCGGCGCCUGUCGUGGGCAACUCGUUUGAAGAGGAGCGGCGCAACAAGGAUCGUGACGAGCCGUCCAAGUCGUCUGCUGCUGUUGGUGGUUCUGGUGGUGCUGACCCCUUCGCCAAUGUGGCGAUUCCGACUGGACCCCGCAGCAGCAUCCCGCAGCGCAAUGCCAAUUUCUUCUCGGCACAGCGGCCCCGGAAACCCCCCACCAACCUGCCGGCUGGCUGGUUUGUCAACACCGACAAGAAUACCGGCCGCUAUUACUUUUACGAUGCGACCGGCAAGGUACAGUGGCAGCGGCCCCUUACGCCCGCCAUCGAGGUUCCGAAGACGUCCGCCAAGGCCCAGCAGGACCAAAAGGUGCUGCAGAGUAUCAUUGACGAGUUGACCAAGGAGCCCACUCCGCGACACUCGGCCAACCACACCCCACAGCGGUCGACCACACCGGCGGCAGCCGAGUCGAAGAAGGAAAAGUGGCGUUCUCUACCGAUCGAGAAACAGAUGAAGAUCUAUGAGAACACACUCUUCCCUCACGUCAAGCAUGUCGUGGACAAGUUCCACGGCAAGUUGCCCAAAGAGGAUCUGAAGAAAUUCGCUCGCGAGGUCAACAAAAAGCUUGUCGCCUCGGACUACAAGAACAAGCGGGUCGAAGACCCAACGUCCAUCAGCAGCAAGCAGGCCAAAAAGGUCCGCAGCUAUGCGCACGAGUUCUUCGCCCGCGCCGUGGUCAAGUACACCGAGCACGGGAAGAAGAAAGCCCCGAGCAAUGGCGGACCGUCGUCCUCUACCCAACCAAGCAGCGCCGCACCCGCGAGCUCGACCGCUACCCCCAUCAAAGACGACCUAAUGAUGUCCGACGCCGACCUCAGCCCAAGCAGCUCCGCCGAUCGAAAGCGCAAGCGGGAUGACCACAACGGCGAGAUCGAAACCGACGACUCACCCGGCGCCCCGCCUUCCGAGACACACUCGGUCAAGCGUUUCAAAGAGGACGACGCCGAGGCCGAUGGACCGAGCAACCCCACAGCAGCAGGCGAGGCCGUCCCCAGCCCCCCCACUCCGCCGCCCCCGCCGAUGGAUACCCCGCCGACGGAAGAGGAGCGGUCGAUGCGCGAACAGGAAGAGGCGCUCAUGCGGGAGAACGAGGAGGCCCAGCGGCUGGAGGAUGAGGCGCACGCUGAGGAGGGAGAUGUUAAGGGUCUCAAGAACGACGCCAUUAACAACAACAACACUAUUAUUACUAAUACGAAGAACAUGCACAUCAACGGCGCGGCUACCGCUGCGAACUCUGGCGCUGCCCUUCCGAACGGAAACGGACCGACUGCCAGGGAGGUGGAUAUGGACGUGGACCAGCCUUCUAAGCCGAGGGAGGACCAAGAGCAGCAACAGCGCCAACGCCAGCGGGCGGUGAUGAGCCAUUGA
This is a messenger RNA of Dichotomopilus funicola, 2919 nucleotides long. RefSeq names its product methyltransferase. Gene Ontology annotation, molecular function: protein binding; histone H3K36 methyltransferase activity. Gene Ontology annotation, biological process: regulation of DNA-templated transcription. NCBI's taxonomy places the organism in Eukaryota, Fungi, Ascomycota, Sordariomycetes, Sordariales, Chaetomiaceae. The transcript is spliced from 3 exons. The record is from RefSeq and is a predicted model, not a curated record. Gene Ontology annotation, cellular component: chromosome; nucleus. Bases 1 to 2919 code for a protein of 972 amino acids.